CGCUGCCGUCUCGCCCUUCUUUCGUCACCCACGACCUCGAUCCAAAUCCAGAACAACCUUCCCAACAUCCAUGCAAGAGGCCCUCUAUCAAAUUCCCACAACAUCAUCUUGUUGUUGUGCCAUCUUGUUGUUGUGUCGCCUCUUGUGUUCCUGCUCCUCUUUCGCAUCCAAUUUAGCAGCUAGCUAUCACUGGUAGUCGUCCCUUCUAUCCUGCCUGAUCAGGUUCUGAAGGCUUGCCACAUCUGGCUGACUGCAUCAACACUACUAGCUACUAACGAAAGAUCGAGAAUAGAUAGAUCUCGCCAAGUACGUCCGUCAAUAAGCUUCAUAAGAUAAAAUGGACUGGCAACAGAACUACGACGCCUUGAAAGAAUACAAUGAAAAGCACGGCACGUGGGUAGUCGAUCCGAAUGUGCCGGGAGACUACGAUCGCCGCGGUCGACAACGAUUGGGAGAUUUGGCGAAUUUUGUGAGUUUCAAUCAGUGUCACUUGCAUCACUUAUCUAAGGAGAGACGUCAUCUCUGGUUCCUCUUGACGGGUCAAGAAACCGACAAACCUCGUCCGCGGCGCAAAGAACCGGCCAAACCACGGUGGAAUCCCAAGAUGAACAAAUCUAGUAGUGCGUCUAACAAUAGCAAUAAACAGAAAACAGCACCGGAACCUACAAUCAACACCCGCCAUAUCGUCAAUGGCCAAGAAUUCAAUCAUCGACCCAGUUCGCAAGAUUUGUAUUCCCGGUAUCGCGCCAAAGGAAUCGGAUUGAGUCAAAUGCAGUGGAACAGCAUGUUUGACAAAUUGGUAGCGUUUCGACGCGUUCAUGGACACGUCAAUGUCCCGGUUCGAUUCAAAAUUGAUCCCAAAUUGGGAAAAUGGGUCUCGCGACAACGAGAAGCCCGAACGACCAUGAUACCCGAACGACGGGAUCGAUUGAAUGCGAUUGGAUUUAGUUGGACGCAACAACAAAAAAGCAAGCCCACGCUGGAUAUCAAUAAGAAUCGACGGACGUUUGACGUCUUGUGGAAUUCCCGAUUGGAACAGUUGCAAGUCUUUCGGACCGUCUUUGGACAUUCUCUGGUCGAAACAACGCCGAAUCCACAAAUCUUGUUUAUGGAUGAUGCCGAAGAAUGCGACAAAUUGCGGCGAUGGGUCCACAAACAACGAGCGCUCGGGGGUCGUGGAGAGUUGCGACCGGAACGAAAUGAACAGUUGCAAUCCUUGGGAUUUUGGAAGGACCGGCAUUUGGAUGGCACGCAAGCGUCGUCAAGAGCCAAGGAGGUAUCCCCAUUGGAACAAGAACUGGAGGAAUAUGAAGAAUUGGAUCCACCCAUUGAUGAGACGGGCUUGGCAGCGCCCGUUUCGCGAGAAGCCGUCGAAGAGCAUGUCAAAUUCUUUGAAAUUGAAACCAACAAGAAGGAAGCCAUACAAAAGAUUGAGUUUCGAGCGGUGCCACCGGUGGGAAACCGAUUGCCACCGUUGGAAAUCCCGGCGCAUGUCAAGCGACAGCAGACCAUGGAAUAUUUCAGGCACAUCAAGAAACAGAAAAAUGAAGACAAGGAGGAACGGGAACGCCGCAACAGUCAAUUGGUCAUUCAAGAAGCACUCAAGCAACAGCAAGAGGAUCUACGAAGAAUGCUCAAACAACCAGAUAUGGAACUGGGAAAUGAGGAAGGAGUACUAUCGGAGGAUGAAGAAAAAUAUAUGGACGACGAUGAAGAGGAGGAGGAAGAAGAAGAAGAGGUCAACUCGGACGACGAGGAAGCCAAGGCCAUUGCUCAGACGGUGGCCGAACAAGUAUUGCUAGAAGCUAUUGAGGCAUCGGAAUUUGACCAACGCAAAAAGGAGGAAGAGGCUGCUCAGAGGGAAGCGGAAUAUGCUCGCAAACGAGCAGAAGCGGCUCGCAAACGAAAGGAAAAGGAUAACGCGAUCAAGGAAGCUGGAGAAAGGGAUGCCGCGAAAAGACAGGCCCCUGCCGUUCCCCCCGUGGCUCCUCCAAAUUCGCCUCCUCAGCCGAAAAAGAAAAAGACACGAGUUCGUCGUCCCAAACCCGUGGUGACUCCUCCAGUUCCAGCCAUUGCGCAGCCUCCAACCAAGCCAGCAUCCGCGGCAACCAAGCCAGUGCCGGAAGGUCCCGUCUAUCACUCGCCCAUCCCUUCCAAAAAGAUUGAGUAUUUCUUGGUGGAAAAGGAAAUUCAAUCCUUUGAUGAUGCCUUUGUCAAAAUGCUAGAUGCCAAGACACCGGAUUGGAAACGGAAGCGACGUUGGUCCUAUGUUUGCAUGUGAAAAAAAGGCGCCGCCUGGUAAGGUACACUGCAGGUGCAUGGGAAAUCAUUGGUUUCUCUGUUUGAAUGGGAAUGCAUAAUAUUGUAUCGUACAGAAUAAGUGGGUAACUUUAUAGUCAAUAAUAUUUGUGGGUGUUGAAACUGGCAAGAACCCCUUCGUAAGAUACAUUUCCUUUCGUCCCAAUGCACUCGGCGUCUAAAUCGCCACCACUAAUAAGCUCAAUGCCUCUACUAGCUACGAUAUGCACCCUCCCCUCGAGACCACACGCAGCGCACGCCACUUG
Molecule: messenger RNA, 2564 nt
Organism: Seminavis robusta
Lineage: Eukaryota; Bacillariophyta; Bacillariophyceae; Naviculales; Naviculaceae
Source: the annotation of a GenBank genome assembly